AUGGCAUCAGCUGGAUCGGAAACUGAUUUGGUAUCAUCCGGACACAUUAUCAAGAAUCGAUGGCGUGUUCUUAAGAAAAUUGGUGGUGGAGGGUUUGGUGAGAUUUACGAGGCUCAAGAGGAAAAUUCUCGCGAGAAGGUUGCGUUAAAGUUGGAGUCAACGCGACAAUCAAAGCAGGUUCUGAAGAUGGAAGUAGCAGUCCUUCGUAAACUGCAGGACAAGGAGCAUUUCUGCAAAUUUCUCGGCUGUGGUCGUACUGAGAAGUAUAAUUACGUCGUGAUGUCUCUUCAACUUUCACGCAUGAAUACUACCAGUCAUCGGAUUAGACAUGCACGCGAGCGCACGUACCUCUGUGCCCUCGUGGUGCAGGGAGGUAGGCUUAAUUGUGCUGCCCUCUCUCUUCUCUGUCACACUAAAACUGAUAUCGUUUCGGUCAAUCUCUGCCACCUCCUAAGGGCAAAUUCGUGUUCGAUAGUGGGCCAGGGUCGGAAUUUGGCUGAACUGCGUCGCAGCAUGCCCCGUGGCGUCUUCUCCCUUAGCACCGUGGUGCGUCUCUCCGCUCAAAUGCUUGAUGCAAUCGAGGCGGUGCACGACAGCGGUUUCCUCCACCGCGAUAUUAAACCCUCCAAUUUUGCCAUGGGCCGAGGCACAGGCACGGCGUCCCAUACGCUCUACCUCCUGGACUUCGGAUUGGCGCGUCAGUACACCAACACGGAAGGUGAGGUGCGACCCGCUCGUCCCGUGGCCGGCUUCCGCGGCACUGUGCGCUAUGCCUCACGCAACGCCCACGCUAACAGGGAGUUGGGGCGACACGAUGACCUCUGGUCAAUGUUCUAUAUGCUGGUGGAAUUUGCCUCUGGUCAGCUCCCAUGGAGGCGGCUUAAGGACAAAGAACAGGUUGGGCAGAUAAAGCAGUCCUACAACCACCUUUCGUUGGCUCGGUGUCUGCCCAGCGAGUACCGCAGUUUCCUGGAGCACAUUGAGUCCUGCUCCUACCCCGACCGUCCCGACUACGGAAUGCUGCGCUCUCUAAUCCAGCAGGCCAUAAUCCGUCGCAAUAUCCGUGAGUCAGAUCCCUUCGACUGGGAGGCCGAGGUGGUAGUUGUGGAGCAGCCACAGCCCAAACAGGUCCCGGUGAACAAGGAGGCCAAAGCGGCCGCUGUAGUUCCACGCCCGAGCUACCUAGACACCGUCGGUGGCGCCGUGGAGGGAACCGUGGCUGUUAGUGCCACGGCAAAUGACGUUGCUCUCCCUGCCUGGUCUCGUGUUCAGCGCCUAGCCACCCGAGCUUCUGACCACUUCCUUGAAUCUCUUGACGAUGGAAGAAUGGCGGAGGAUGUGGCGCGGCAUCUUUACGCACAGGGAGGCCAGAAAAAUGCCGCAGUGGGGCAGUCCAAUUCCUCUCGUGGAGCUGGCACGAAACACGGGGAUACUAAUGCAAUGGCGCUGGCGCCACGGACGUCGAAGCAGGGCUUUAUGGAAUCCAGUCGUCAGCGGACUCAGCAGAAACCACCCAAAGUCGGCCUCACUGAGGUGGGGAGCCGGGCUCACAUCCCUAACCUCCGAAAUAAGUCUCGCGAGAACAAUGCGGAUGCAAGGCAUGCCGCUGCCAAUAACAACAACAACCACCAUCACGGCCAUCGCCUCAGGGAGGAGUUUCCUCGUGCCACUAGUCUUCCCCUUCCCACUUCCUCACGCUAUCGAUCUACCUCAAUACUCCCCAACCAUCAUCAGCAACAACAACAGCGGCGAGUCCUCCUUGGUUCGACCUCUGACUUGGCGGAUAGAAGCACUGGUGAUGUCAGUGCUGAAUCGAUGGCGGGAGCGACGCAUGCUCUGGCCCUCUCCAUUGCCAAUCAAGGGAAGCACCCAGGAGGGAGUAGGAUAUGUCGCCUGAACAGCGGUUCUAUGACCCAAAUGGCUGGGCUGGGGCUGUCCUCCCAGGAUCUCCCUUCCUUCGUUGGCGACGAUGUUGGCGGCGUUGGCAGUGGUGUUGGCUGUACGAGUGGAAUAACCCCUUCCUCGGAGAAUCACCAACCCGAAGUGUUUGCCAAGGGGGUGUCAAAGCUCUCCCGCCGUGUUUCUUGUUCACCGCCACGGCAGCAGAAACAACCACAGCAGCAGCAGCAGCAGAAUCAUUUCAACUCGGUGCGACGUCGGCGUUGUGACUCCCCUGCCCGGUGGAAUUGUAGUAAUAGUAACAAUGUGGGGGCUUCACCUACUUCCGCGUUGCAACAGUCAGUUUACACCCUACGACGGCUGACUGGACCGGCGGUUCGACGUUCAGUCAGUCAUACAAAAUUGGACAAUGCCUGCGCUCGCCCGGACUCACCCUUUUGCUCCUGGUGCUCGCCCGGUCAGCAACCACUGCCAGCACCGCUCUCACAACACGGCGAUAUGGACUCGCCUCCGCAGCCUCCACCACCACCCCCGGUGUCAAAUUUCUCCCGACCUGGAGCGAGAUCUAGAUCCUCUUCUAGAUCAUCUGCUCAACAAAAUAUGCUAUCGCCACGAGCUUUCUUGCCAUCCACCACCGCAACAGCAGCUGGUGAUAAGAUGACCACAAAUUUGGAUGAAAAUUUGGACGAAAAUGUCAUCACCGAUGGGCUACUGAUGAUGCGGUUGGUGACGGGCAAUGGGUGUCCCAGCAACGGUUGUGGAGUAGGCGCACCAUCUUCGAUAUCGCCGAGGCCUCCAGAGUUACCGGUGUCCCCGACGGGCCGAGGAGCGAUGGCGGCGCGGCGAAGGAAAUACCGACCCAGGGGCAGUGCUGUCCCACCACCACCUGCGCUGCUUGUGGGUAAUCAAACCAUUGCUGCAGCCGACGCCUGUUCCAACAGCGGUGACAGGAGGAGUGUCGUCAACAGUAGCAGUGCAGACGAUCCAACAGCAGCCGCCCUCCCCAAAAGUGGAGUGAUGAUGAUGGUGAUGCAGAGACCACUUCAAAGUCGGCAGGAGAGUAAGGGAAGGAAGGAGGGAGGGAUGAAUGGCGGCCUUGUUGCCUGGUUGAAAUCGGGACCCCUGCGUUUAUUGGCUGUCGGGUUUUUUUCUGGCCGACGGGCUUCCGAAAUUUUCUAG
Messenger RNA from Echinococcus granulosus, 3078 nucleotides. Its product is annotated as Tau-tubulin kinase. Gene Ontology annotation, cellular component: nucleus; cytoplasm. Lineage: Eukaryota; Metazoa; Platyhelminthes; Cestoda; Cyclophyllidea; Taeniidae. Gene Ontology annotation, biological process: signal transduction; peptidyl-serine phosphorylation. The coding region runs from base 1 to 3078 and encodes 1025 amino acids. Gene Ontology annotation, molecular function: protein serine/threonine kinase activity; ATP binding. The transcript is spliced from 7 exons. The record is from RefSeq and is a predicted model, not a curated record.